Molecule: messenger RNA, 1108 nt
Organism: Sorex araneus (European shrew)
Lineage: Eukaryota; Metazoa; Chordata; Mammalia; Eulipotyphla; Soricidae
Gene: TSLP
Product: thymic stromal lymphopoietin
Exons: 4
Coding region: 1-498 (165 amino acids)
Molecular function (GO): cytokine activity
Source: RefSeq, a predicted model, not a curated record
AUGGAAAUGGGUCCCAAGUCUUCUGCUGCAUGCCUGACUGUAUUUCUCUUGUCAGUCUUUUUCAGGAAACUCUUCUUCUUGCAAAUGGUAGGACUGGUACUAACCUACAACUUCACUGACUGCAAUAUUUUAAAGAUUAAAAUGGAUUAUCAGAACAUCAUUGAUAAAGUCCUGAAGGAAUACAUAAAUAAGAGCAAGAGCUGGAAGUUCUACCAGCCCCCGAGCUGUGAGGACCCGCCCGGCUGCCUGCGCCUGAUCCAGCGCCUGACCUUCACCCCCGCCGGCGGCUGCGAGUCCCUGGCCCACGGAGCGCUGGCUGCGAGCACCAGGGCUUCUCUCUCCAACAACUGCCCCGGCUACGCGGGCGCGCAGAUAAGUAAUACCCAAACAAAGAAGAAAAGAGAAGUCACAGGAAAGUGCCUGGAACAGUUCUCAUACUUAGUGCAAACCUGGCGUCGUUUCAGCCGGUGUUCCUCUCAACGCAGAAACAAAUCCUGAUGUUAACUAUAUUCUUCCCUGCCCCGCCCCUCAAAAAAACAAGCAUCUUUAUUAGGAAGAUGGAACAUUAGUUUAACUGUGACAUGUAAAAGACCACAAAUAGCUAUUUUUAAAUUACAGAGGGUAUUUUAAAAUUUAUUUUUGUAAGCCUUUGUUUAAAGUAAGUUUUAGAGGUAAAACUUACUACAUUCUAGAGCAUUCUCUCCCAAUUGUGGAUGCCCGCCCUGGCUUGUGGCAGUAAUUCCCAGUUUAGAUUCAUAAGUCUUAUUUUCAGGGAAGAGUCCAAAAUACAGUAAGAAGAAAAAAGAAUGUUGUCUUUGUUUCUAAAGAGUACAUAAGAGUAUUUCAAAAGCAGGCAUUUGUUCACUUGUUCCAACUCUUCUAGCUUUUUCAUAAUGAAAUUUAACAAGGAGGAAACUAAAAGCAAAGGGUCAAAAAUAUGCAAAACAGUCUACAUAGUGAAGUAACGACAUAAUUUUAAGCAAUAUAUUGGAAAGUAUUUUAAGUCAUAUUUUGUGUAAGAGGAGUGACACAUGCAGCCAGACCGAGUUAAAGUACCAUUGUAAAUGCUGAAAUACGUGUAUUUUUGCAUUUGUCAAAUAUAUUCUUA